Messenger RNA from Pogonomyrmex barbatus (red harvester ant), 633 nucleotides. RefSeq names its product dolichyldiphosphatase 1. Lineage: Eukaryota; Metazoa; Arthropoda; Insecta; Hymenoptera; Formicidae. Gene Ontology annotation, biological process: lipid biosynthetic process; protein N-linked glycosylation. Gene Ontology annotation, cellular component: intracellular membrane-bounded organelle; endoplasmic reticulum membrane. Gene Ontology annotation, molecular function: dolichyldiphosphatase activity. The record is from RefSeq and is a predicted model, not a curated record.
UUCGAAUAUAUAUUCGUAUGAUUGAUCCGUUCUUUGAUUAAAUCGUUUCUCGCGGUUGCCUCGCUAACCGAUCGAGCCCAGGGACUUCUGCUUCGGCGGCGCUCCGUGUGGCGGCCGCCUACGACCCUCGUCGCGUCGACAUCAUGCCGCGACCCGCGACUGUAGCGAGGGUCAAUGCCAGCGACGGGACAGGCGGGCAUGUGGAAGGACGGUGACGCGACAGUCACGAUCGCGUAGUCGCGGGUGUAAAUACGACGAGUUUCCUUCGCAUUCCUCCCCUCCACUUAGAACCGGUUUAUCCAACAUCCAACCGGUGCGUGUCCGUCCGCCGCGGGCCGCACGCCGAGAGACAUGCCACUUCCCCGAGGACCGCGAUAACGAUGGCAUCGCUCGACGAGCCGUUGGACGGGAUCGAGUCACGCUUUACACGUGCCGCCGACGAGACCGAAUGGAUCCCGUUGUCUCUGACACUGGUGGAGUAUCCGCAAGGAGAUGUCUUCGGGCAGCUUUUGGCUGUAAUAAGUUUAAUUCCCUUCGCCAUUGUAGCUGGCUUCAUAACGUUAAUACUCUUCAGGAGAGAUUUACAUACUGUAAGUUAAUUGUGAUUAUGUAUCUUAGGUUUGUUUUUUUAUA